Messenger RNA from Wallemia mellicola CBS 633.66, 4037 nucleotides. RefSeq lists its product as hypothetical. Gene Ontology annotation, biological process: mRNA export from nucleus. The transcript is spliced from 8 exons. Gene Ontology annotation, cellular component: cytoplasm; nucleus; transcription export complex 2. Bases 555 to 3932 code for a protein of 1125 amino acids. Lineage: Eukaryota; Fungi; Basidiomycota; Wallemiomycetes; Wallemiales; Wallemiaceae. The record is from RefSeq and is a predicted model, not a curated record.
UCGCGAGACACUACAAUAGACAUAUAUUCUAUCAGAAGAGGAGUUUUAGCAGAUCGACUAUCAAAGAACGCAUAAAUGAGCUUAGUAAACGUACAGGCACAGAUCCUAUCAGUUUAGGCGCAUCAUUUGCGAUAUUGCACGAGAUUACAGCUAUUCUACCAAUAUUCCUUAUCUUUGGCGGUCUACACUACGCUGGCGUUGGUGAACGUAGUUUGGAAUACAUAUGGGAUAAUAACGCCCCGAAUGACACAACUAGGAGCUAUAUAAGAAGUGCAUGCGAGGAAGGUGAACGUCGUUUGGAUAGAAUACGAGAGAAAUACAAUCUAUGGAGAGAUGACGACAGUAAAUGGGAUGGCAGAAGUGUCUACACAGCACAGAUAUCAGAAGCGAUUGCAGCCUACGCUAUAACAAAGUUGUUACUCCCGGCUAGGAUAUUCGCUAGCUUAUACUUCAGUCCUAAAUUUAGUUUACUUGUAUUUGAACCGUUGAAGAGACUCUUCCGUCGUUGAUACUCUCGCUGAUACUCUCAUUGAUUUCGUUGCUAGAUAUUCUCUAUGGGUGACGUCCAUGAUAGAAACAGCAGGUUUCAAUCUGUCAACUCUAGAUACCAUCAGCUACGCGCUGAACGUGAAGUUGAACGUUUACAAGCUAUCAAGGAUGGUCUCAUCCCAGAUCCUAGCCAGGGUGGUAUGAAUUUACAAGACGCAAUUACUCUGAAAGGUACUUGUCAAUCAAUGUGUCCAGAAUUCGAAAGAGAAGAACGUGACUAUCAACUAAACUUGGAUAAAUAUGAGUGUUAUCAGGGUACACGACAGGUUGAUCCUAAUAGAGCUGUUAAAACCUUCCAUAGACCAGCAGCAGGCGAUGAACCAAGUCUUCCAUCGGACGUUAGACCACCAGAAGUAUUGAGAUCAACCCUAGAUUAUCUAUUCCAUAAUAUAUUAGAAGAAGAUAAAGGCUUACACGAUAGUCAUCACUUCGUAAGAGACAGGACGAGAUCUAUCAGACAGGAUUUCACUUUACAACACAUACGUAAUGAAAUCGCGAUAGAAUGUCAUGAAAGGAUCGCAAGAUAUCACAUAUUAUGCUUACACGAAUUAUGUGACGAAUCCGGUUGGUCAGAUCAACAGGAAUUAGAACAACUUAGUAAAGUUCUCCUCAGUUUGACAGAAUUCUAUGAUGAUUAUAGAGCAACGAAUAAUAAAAUUCUCCCAAAUGAGGCUGAAUUUAGAGCUUAUCAUUUAUUAAUACAUCUUAGGGAUGCCAGUACUGCAGCCGCUGCCGAAAGAUUACCAUUAGAUCUUUAUUUGUCACAACCGAUUCAAUUGGCUUUGAAAUUUCACGCACUCGCGCGCCGAUCAAAUGAAGCGCACUUGAGAGGUCGACCACACAAUACUGAAUCAAGUCCGAAUGCUUAUUCGAGGUUUUUCAAAAUGGUUAGAUCGCCAAAGACACCAUUUCUUAUGGCUUGUUUGUUAGAAACCAACUUUAGUCAGGUGCGCAGAGGUGCAUUCAAAGCAAUGCGAAAGGCAUACCCAAGUAAAUAUCGACCAUUUCCAGUACAAGAUUUGAUGAAAGUUCUUGGUUGCGACGAUGCUGAACAGGUUGCCAAAGAAGCUGAGAAUCUUAACUUGGAAGUAGAAAGAGAAAAUGGUUCAGCCAUUGCUGUUAAAGUGCACAAACAAUCUCAAAUUAAUGAUUCGAAUCCUGUGAUCUCUCACACGAAGUCGCAAUCGAUCGUUGCUCUAAAAAAAGGUAACCUCAGCGCUAGAGAUAUUAUAGAUACACCUCUAGCAAUUGGUAACAAGAGUAUAGAGGUGAAAUCUUCGCUUAGACCAACUGCCCCGGCGUUCACUAUGCCAAAGACAGCGAUAGCAACGGCACCAACGACGACGGAAGCUUCACCUACAAAGUUAAUGCCUCCACCUCCAAAACCAACAACCAGUGCAUUUUCCUUCACAGGAACUCAACAAACUGAGAAACCCAAAGCCAAUGCUUUUACUUUUGGUACGAUGGGAGCUGGAUCAGGGGCGAAUGCGUUCACAUCCUCAGCAUUUGAAACUACUCCUUCAGCUAAACCUAAAAGUGCUUUUAGUGCUUUACCAGCACCAAAACCUACACCAAUUAAUAUACCAUUUCAAACAACCAAACCAGCUGAAGAAGAUCUCAAAGAAAAACUUAAAGCCCAAAUGGAAGCUAAAAAGCAAACGGAAAUAGCGAAAGCUAAGGAAUUGGAACAGAUAGAAUUAUCAAGACAACGUAAAAGACGUGAAUCUGAGUUAAGAAGACUUGACGAACAUAAGCGAAGAGAAGAACGAGAAAGAAUAAAGAGGGAACACGAGUUAAUGAAGCAGAAUAUAUCACAAUCGCUAACUGAAUCUGCCAUUCAACAGGCCGUUUCUUCAAUUGUCAGAAGCUACGUAUUAGACGAAGUCGCUAAUGCGUUCAGAAAACAACACCUCACCAGAUCGUCAGUGAAAAAAUGGAAAGACUCCGCCUUGAAUUCGCAUGUUAAAAGGAAAAUUGAGCAAGAGCGUUUGGAUAAUUUCCGAACUGUAGUUUCAGAAAUGAGUUUCGGGAGGAGCGCCCACAAGGAGUUUACACUUCCUUAUGAAGAGGAAGAAGAAGAAGAGUUGUUUGAUCAUGAAGAUGAGGAGAUUAUUGACCAUAAGAAGCCUGUAACCGAUGCGGAAUUAGAGAGAUUGCUGCAAGAAAGGGUGCAACAGAGGAGUCUAUUAUGGGAGAAAGGUGCUGCCUUGAGUGCUCUCGCUGAUGCCUUGCAACAAAAAGAAGACCUAAAACAUCACACCGAAGUAGACAUCGGAUUAUACACAUAUGAUGACACAACAUCAUCGAGUGGAUGGUUGCGUACUAAAUUUGCACUAAAUGGAAUCAAUUACAAGGAUGUAGAUUCUCAAAUUUCAAUCUUCGCUAAUGCAGACCAGCCAUCACCUUCACUUGGACUUAUCUUGUUCGAAUGCUCACCAGACUUGGCGAGAAAUUUGUCUGAUGACGAAAGAUCGCGGGUUCUAAAUAAUGAAAGAGCUAGAUUGGAUGAUAUAAUUACCAAACUACCAAUUACAAGUACCUUCAACCCAUCAAUCUUGUUACUCAGCUGGGGUAAAAGUGAUCAAAUAAAACAGUCUCUAAAAUUGAAUAAAUGUCUUGAAAUAGAUCCGCAAUCUUUCGAAAAUCAGAUAAAAGAUUUUGUUUCCCAAUUAAAUAUUAACGUGAAGCAAUUCAAUAUGGUCAGCGAGAAACAAAUUUCACAAAUAUUUACGAGAGCUGCUAUAUCAAACUUAGUUCAAGCUUCGAAGUUAUAUAGGAGUGUUGAACGACAGUGGAGAUUAUAUGUCAGUUUGUUAAACAUCAGCAUAGCGAUAGUGAAUGAAGUUGUUGAUGUGUCCUGCGAAGCUAUUCAUAUGCUAUCUGUAUCUUCAAUGUUGGGAACUAGCAUGGCAGCUAUUAAACAACUACCCAUGUUAAAGGCCAGUGGAGUUGAUGAAUGGGACGCACAAACAGCCAUCCUCAAUUGGUUAGAUGAUGAAAGAUUCGACUUUGAAUCAGAUGUAUUACUACUACGGGCGGAAAUUGCAGGUGCAGAUCCAGCUGAAAUACCAGAUGUCGUCUACAUAAUGACGAGAAUUUUGGAUAUUAUUUUCAAUGGUUCAGCCCACAAUAUUACAAUACCACAAACUGUUGAUAUUGAAGAAGAUAGUUUGAUAAACAAAACAAACUUCAUUCAACGCACUAGAAGGCAUACUUUGGAAUAUGAAAGACUGAUCGAUAGUGUUAAACAAGGUCAAAGAAAGAGAGAUGAGGAGUUCAGAAGGUCACAAUCUCCACCACCUUCACCAGCUAAGCGACAAGUAGUGAAUAGUUCAUCGCUUAGAGAUCUCAUUGGAAGUGUCCGUAAAAGUUUGUUUGCAUAGAUCGUUUUGUUUGCAUGUACGCGUAAUGGCUUUCGAUGUUAAAAUCCUACUUCUCUAUAGAAAACAAUUUGUUUACACCAAGUAUGUUGAAUAUAAUGAAAAUGC